AUGGGCGGCGGGCGCGAGCGCAGCCCGGAGCCGGCGGCGGACGCUCCAAUGCAGCGGGCCCCGAGCUCCCGCUGUGCCGGCCCGCACGCCGACAGGGACGCCACACCGCCACCGCCGAACGCAAGCGCAGGCCUCGAGGAUCAGGCCUGCGAGGCCGGCCUCGACCCCAGCGUCUGGGGGGCGCUCACAGAGGGCUCCCUGGUCUGGGCCAAGCUGGGCGCGUCCAAGUGGUGGCCAGGGAUGCUCGUCAAAGGCGAGCGGGGUGGUAUGCUGGCCUCCAGGGACCGGCCCUGGGUCUACUGGUUUGGCGAUCACCGAAUCUCAGAGGUGGCGCGGGACCGCGUGGUCGAGUUCGCCGCCGGCUUCCGCUCGCUGGUGCAGCCCGCCUACCGGCUGCAGGCGUACCAGCUGGGCCUGGUCGAGGCACUCCGGGAGUGUCGCCGGCGCCUGGGGCUGGAUCCGGUGGCCGGCUCCAUUCACCAGGUCAUCAGCUGGGGCCAGUCGGCCAUCGACGACGGGCUCACGUUCGAAGAUGUCAGCAUACCGGCCAGCGUGCUGUCCCACCUGGCGGGUAUCGCGGCGAGCCAGCGUCGGGCCCGGGACGAGCCGGGCCCGGGGGAGCGGCCGGCGCCGGCCAGGAGUCACUCGCCGCCCCCCGACCGCAGAGCCGAGUGGCUGCGUCGCACGGCCGACCCGUCCGCCGGCCUGGAGGCGGUGUGUGUGGCUUGCGGCUCACCGGAGGUCGCCGAUGGCCACCCGCUGGUGGUGGGCGGCCUCUGCGCGCCCUGCCAGGACGCAAUCCGCGACACCAUGUUCGCCAUCGCCGAGGACGGCAUCAGCCCCUACUGCGUGAUCUGUUCUCGUCUGGGCCAGCUGUUAAUUUGCGACGAGAUGACCUGCAAUAGCGGCCUGAGAGCCUGUCGCUGUGACGGAGGACUGGUGUACGCUCUGCUCCGGUGCCACAGGGGCUUCUGCUCGGUGUGUCUGAGCGUGCUGAUUGAUGCGGACGCGCCGGAGCGGCUGGCCGCGCUCCCCGCCUGGCGCUGCCCCGUGUGUCACGUGUCCGGUGACGUCAGCCCGCUGCGGGGUCGCGCCGACUGGAAACACCGGGUGGCGCGUCUCUUCACCCCGCGCUCCUGCCCAACCCUGCGCCUGCCGGUGGAGCAGUUCAAGAACAGGCGGCCCAUCCGUGUGCUGUCGCUCUUCGACGGAAUCGCCACAGGGAUGUAGGUGCUGAGCCAGCUGGGGGUCGCCGUGGACGUGUACCUGGCCGCCGAGACGGACCCGGACGCUAUCCAUGUGACCGCCAUGAACCAUCCCCGCGUCACCCAGCUGGGUGCGGUGGAGACGCUCACCGAUGUCAAGAUCUCUGAACUGGCGCCGGUCGAUCUCGUGCUGGCCGGAUCGCCCUGCACCGACCUCAGCGUGGUGAACCCGGCCCGGCGCGGCCUCUACGAUCCCGAGGGCACUGGCAUUUUGUUCUUCGAUUUCUACCGGAUUCUACGUAGCGUGGAAGUGUGUAACGAGGGCCGACAUGUGUUCUGGCUCUUUGAAAAUGUGGCCUCCAUGCCUCUGGAGUACCGGAAGGUGAUAUCCAGGUUCCUGCAGAUGGAGCCGGCGCUGAUCGACGCCAAGCACUUCUCGCCGCAGAGUCGGCCCCGCUUCUUCUGGGGAAACAUACCAGGCCUGUUCACACCGCUGCCGCCUCAUCUGCUGAACUCAGAGCACAGCAUAGCGCCAUGUCUGGUGCUGCCCAGCCGCCAGCCGGCCACUGAUCAGGUGGGCUGCGUCACCACCAGCCGCAACUCGCUGCGCCAGGGUCGGCUCAGCCUCAGCCCGGUCGUCAUGGACGGGCAGGGUGACGUCAUGUGGAUCACCGAGAUAGAACAGAUGUUUGGCCUACCCCGCCACUACACCGACCUCGGCAGCCUGGGCCCUCAGAGGCGCCAGCAGCUGCUGGGCCGAGCCUGGAGCGCGCCCGUCGUCCGGCACAUUCUCAGCAGCCUGACGCCGUUCUUCAGCGGGGCGUCUUCCGACACAUCCUCAGCAGCCUGACGCCGUUCUUCAGCAGGGCGUCGUCCGACGCGUCCUCAGCAGCCUGACGCCCUUCUUCAGCAUGGCGUCGUCCGACACAUCCUCAGCAGCCCGACGCCCUUCUUCAGCAGGACGUCGUCCGACACAUCCUCAGCAGUCUGACGCCCUUCUUCAGCAGGGCGUCGGCCGAUACAUCCUCAAUAGCAUGACGCCCUUUAGCAGAGCAUUUCACACAUUCCCUGCAGUCUGACCAGUCUAACUAAGCUGCGGUCUGACAAGUCCUUCUUUGUAGUGACUUGAUUUUCAGAAGAGAUUUACAUAUCAUGUCAUGCAAUGUUGCAUGGCCUGCUUGCAAUAUGCAAAGAACCAGAUGAAGAUACAUGUAUCUCUGCACAUCAAUACAGUAUGCUGCACAACAAUCAAAAGCUGAUGUGUAUAAUUACAUGUCACACUCUGGUCUUGUACACUUGUUUACAAUGAGGAUGUGAUAUGUACAGGCUAACAAGGACAGGAAAGCCUCGAAUGUCUACUGCUUUGCGAGUUGAUAUAGAACUAGAUAAUGCCCUCUUGUUGAUCUUGAAGCUCAUAGAACAUCACUAAUUUUGAUGGGUGUGGCAUCUUAUUGUCCAUCGUUUACGUCGGCAUUGGCGUAUUUUGCUGACAUUUGAGCAGAUAUCUGUGUUAUCCUUGGCGCAAUUAAGUCCUUCAAAGUUGUGCUAAUCUGGUGAUUAUAUUCCGUGAGAUAUUGUGGAUCACUAAUAUUGGUGUUAGCUGCUGAAGCAACUGGUGCAACUGAAUGAAAGCCAAGUGGUUGAUUGCUCAAUUCUCAGCAACUAAUUGACUGAAUCGUGCAAGGGCAUUUCGUGUAUUUUCGUGCAUCUUUACAUUACAAUAAACCAAUGUAUGCAA
This is a messenger RNA of Pollicipes pollicipes, 2943 nucleotides long. Its product is annotated as DNA (cytosine-5)-methyltransferase 3B-like. The record is from RefSeq and is a predicted model, not a curated record. Gene Ontology annotation, cellular component: nucleus. Gene Ontology annotation, molecular function: methyltransferase activity. NCBI's taxonomy places the organism in Eukaryota, Metazoa, Arthropoda, Thecostraca, Pollicipedomorpha, Pollicipedidae. The transcript is spliced from 17 exons.